AUCUACCAACUGUCCAAGUCACUGUUGCACAUGCCUCUCCACACAUGCAAGGCGCCAGCGACACGGCGCUCCCUUGCGCCACCGGUUUUGAUUUAGAAGUGGUCGGCGAGGGAAAGGAAGGAAGGACGACUCCCUCCCUCUCUCCAUCUCUACCUCCAAAUCUUCUCCCUUAAAAGGACUCCUCCUCGACCCCAACCUUACCUUAAUUAACCCCUCGGCCUUGGGGCCGAGUAAGGAAAGAGGAGCCCUUCUUAUACUCCGGGGGGCCCCCCCGGGUCCUUCCCCAUCCAAACCCUAAUCUGGGUCGCCAAGUUUUAGGAUAUCACUGACAUGAGCGCGUGGGAGCCGUGGAGGCGAUCUUCGAGGAGGCAGGCAAGGAACGGUACCGGUGCAAAGAUGGUUCUGAAUCUUGAUCUCAAUGUGCCUCCGGUUGAGAGCUGGUUGCCGGAGGGGGCUUCUGGUUCUGCACAUCCUUGUGUCUCGCAGGAAGCUGCUGUUCCUGUCCAUCCUCAGCGCAGUACUCCCACCAGAGAGCAGCAAGGGGUGGUGCCCAUACCCAAUAACCGGUUAAUUAUUGAUGUGGACGCGCUGGAUGAUGAAGUUGAGACAUGGAACUGGGUCAGCAGGAACCAAUCUGUGAUGGUAGUCCUAGAUGAAGAUCUGGAAUCAAAUCCAAUACAAUCAGGGUUCACUAUUGUGGAACCAGCAACCACACUACCCCUCAACAUUCACAACAAGCGUGAAAGGAUUCCGAUAGACAGGACUAUCAUUAAUUGUGAUCUUUAUCCCGACUUAGGAGAAGAAAAUGAUGCCAAGAGGAGGGCUAUCAUGAAACCUGAUCCAGAGCCAGAAAAGGUGGUACCGAAGGAACCCACCUUCACCUGUCCUAUCUGCAUGAGCCCAUUGGUUGAGGCAUCCUCAACUAUUUGCGGUCAUAUUUUCUGUCAAAGCUGCAUCAAGGCCUCUAUUAAGGCCCAGAAGAAGUGCCCGACCUGUCGGAGGAAGCUUACUAUGAAUAACUUUCAUAGGGUGUACCUUCCAACCGCCAACUGAGAUGCCUGUGGGUGGGGUACCAUUCAUUUCUGCUAGGGCUCCUAUGAUACCCUUUUAACUCUAGCCCUUAGGGCAUUCUAUAGUCAUUCUUCUGGAUUUUGGUGACUUUUGAAUGAUAAAUCACAAAAGUUAAUAUGCAAUGUGAUUACAUAUAUGGAUUCAAAUUUAUUGUGCAUUUAGUUUUGUUUGUGCUGUCGUGAAUUGAGGAACCUAAAUUCAUGGCCUU
Elaeis guineensis (African oil palm) is the source of this 1279-nucleotide messenger RNA. Its product is annotated as E3 ubiquitin-protein ligase complex slx8-rfp subunit slx8. NCBI's taxonomy places the organism in Eukaryota, Viridiplantae, Streptophyta, Magnoliopsida, Arecales, Arecaceae. The record is from RefSeq and is a predicted model, not a curated record. Gene Ontology annotation, molecular function: ubiquitin protein ligase activity; SUMO binding; SUMO-ubiquitin ligase activity. Gene Ontology annotation, cellular component: SUMO-targeted ubiquitin ligase complex. Gene Ontology annotation, biological process: ubiquitin-dependent protein catabolic process.